Caenorhabditis angaria is the source of this 1044-nucleotide messenger RNA. NCBI's taxonomy places the organism in Eukaryota, Metazoa, Nematoda, Chromadorea, Rhabditida, Rhabditidae. The record is from the annotation of a GenBank genome assembly.
AUGCUUGGCGAAUUUCUAAACUUUUUUAUGAAGCCAUUUGCCAGACAAAGUGAAGAAGAAGGAGGAGAACCUCCGAUUAAAAAGUUGCCAGCCGAAAUUCUUGGCGCCAUUUUUGCGAAGGUAAGUUUUCAAACCAUUUGUGCUAUUCCAAAUCAUAUUGUUUUUAAGCUUGAAUACGAAGAUGUUCAAAACCUCAAAAACUCGUCAAAGUUCCUACUAAACGCUCAUAAAUUAGAACGUUGGAUGAUCGAUGGUCCAAAAUGUGAUGCUAACGUGUAUUACAACAACAAAAAAGAACUUCGAUUAGAAAUAACAUUUUUGAGAGAUUUUUCAUUGACAAGAAUAAUUCCAUGGAAAUUUACAAUUCCAUCGACUAGAACAAUUUCAUUGAAUCAAUGGAAUUAUUUCUUCAAAAAUGCAAAAUGCGAUUGCCUUAGCAUAACUGUAGAAGAAGAAGAAAUCCCACUGGAAAUUUUGAAGAACAUUUUUUGUUGUAAAUCAAUUAACGUUUUAACCUAUUCUGGUAAAUAAAUCAAUCAGAUGACUAUUGACCUUAUUGCGUCAUAUAAACCUCUAGAUUUUAAAUUCACUGGAAAGGAUUGGAGUUCACAAAUGAUGGAUGGUACCAUACUCACAUUCUUUAAGAUUAAAUGUCUUACAAAUAUCGAUGAUGUUUUUGAAGCAAUGAAAUUCACUUAUAAUUUGAUAAUUAGUUUAAAACCAACAAUUUAUGAAAGAAACGAAGAUUCCAUAAUAGUGAGUUUUUUAUUUAAACUCCUUUAAAAAACCAAUUUCAUAUUACGAUUCAUAUAUUUUCAGAAACUCAAACAUCAUGAUAAACAGAAGCCCUUCUUCAAAGUAAAUUUUGCUAAGAAUACAAAUAAACAAAAAAUUCGAUCGAUCAAGCUUUUCUUGGAAAACAGUGUUUUAAAUGCUUACGGAAUUCAUGCGGAAUGCAGAUUUGUUCAUGGAAUCGAAUACGAUCAUUUGUUCUGUAUAUGCGAAGAGGAUCUUCUAAACUUCGAAUUAUCCAAUCAAAAUUGA